AUGCGGCUACAGAGCCUCGCCCGACACGCACGGCUACUACCGAGCCUAAGCAAGGCCGAGGUCGAGGCCAAGGUCGAGGCCAAGGUCGAGGCCAAGGUCGAGGCCAAGGUCGAGGCCAAGGUCGCCCGCAAGGCAGAGGUCGCCCGCGAAGCAGAGGUCGCCCGCAAGGCAGAGGAAGUCGAGGAAGUAGAACUACGAGUAACACUACUAACGAGGAGUAACGAGGGAUCUACGCUACGGUUAUUACUAAUAAGCUAA
Colletotrichum lupini is the source of this 258-nucleotide messenger RNA. RefSeq lists its product as uncharacterized. NCBI's taxonomy places the organism in Eukaryota, Fungi, Ascomycota, Sordariomycetes, Glomerellales, Glomerellaceae. The record is from RefSeq and is a predicted model, not a curated record. The coding region runs from base 1 to 258 and encodes 85 amino acids. The transcript has 4 exons.